Molecule: messenger RNA, 2778 nt
Organism: Dioscorea cayenensis subsp. rotundata (Guinea yam)
Lineage: Eukaryota; Viridiplantae; Streptophyta; Magnoliopsida; Dioscoreales; Dioscoreaceae
Product: E3 ubiquitin-protein ligase AIRP2-like
Exons: 5
Coding region: 1878-2498 (206 amino acids)
Biological process (GO): protein ubiquitination
Molecular function (GO): ubiquitin protein ligase activity
Source: RefSeq, a predicted model, not a curated record
GUGUGUGUGUUUUUGGGAGAGGGGUUUUUACUUGGGACAUCGGUGAAGGUUUUGUGUGUCUUUUGUGGUUUUGUUGAUGUUUGUGUUUUGUUUUGAUCGUGUUUGGCUGAAUCGAGCUUUAUUGAGUGGGAAAGGUGGUAACAUUUUGGUUUUUUUGGGUGAUUUUUGGAGUGAUUUUUGGUUUAGGAGUCUUAAAUUUAUGCGAAAUUGAUGGUUGGGCAGGCAUUCAAGGUGAAUUUUCUUUGGAGUUGGGGGUGAUUUUAUAUCCUGGGAAAAAGGUGGAAGAGAUGAUGGAUUUUGGUUGGUGUUUAGAUUGACGCUUUCAGUGGUUUUUUUUUUCUUUUGUUAAUAAUCAUGGUGCAGUGUAAUUGGUAACGGGGGCCGCAGCCAUUAUAUGCUUAUUCAGAUUGGGAAAGAAGGAGUUUUGCUUAUUAUCUUUUUCCCUGGAUCAGGGUGUAAUGGAGUUGGAAAGAGAGAAUGAACUAGUAAAAGCUAUAUUAGGUUUGGUAUAUUGUUAUUGGACAGCGUGAUGUGUUGUUAUCUGAAUCACGGAUAAUUAGACUUGGUAAAAUAUGUGGACUUGUGCUAGCACUUUCACUUAAGUACCUCUGUGAGCAAUGUCGGUGAGUAGGGACGCUGGAUGGUUGUUGUUCACAUGCUACAUGAGGAGAAGAAUAGAUGCCUGUGUGGAACUUGUGUGCCUGAAGAAUAGAUUGCAAAUGUUUUUUGUAUAUAUUUUUUUUUCCCACGGAGGCUCUAGUUUACAAUAUAUCUGUUUGUGCUAGAUACGGAUAUAGAUAUUUGGCAUUCUUAGAGUGUAGGUUGUGAUGUCUAAAACCCGCAAUACAAGUGAUUGUGGUUAUGCAAUCUUCAUUCUGGCAAAUGUAGUUUCAUGCUAAAUUGUCCAACAUAUGUGGUAGGAGGUGAAAAAAAAGUAUGUAAUUUAAGACGGUAAACCACAAAAGAAUACUUCUUCAAGCAUGGGGAGGUCGUCUGUUGCAUCUUUUUUUUAGGUAAAAGCAAGCAUGUGAAAUUCCAAUAAGACGCUCUGUUUAUGGUGUACUAGAAGAAACAGUCAAUUUCUUUAGAUAUGUGAAUACUGUGAACGGAAGAAUACCAUAAGAUUAAAAAUUUGCAAUCCUGUUAAUGGAUAACUUGCUUUAAGAGGUAUUUUUGAAGAAAUGUUAGCACUAAGGUUUACUUGUAACUUUCCUCUGUGUGAUGAUUGCCUUUGAUUUAUUAGGCCAAAAACAGUUUAAUCUGACUGUAAAUACAGUUCAGAAUAAGUAACUUGACGGUGAUGUUAAACUGAUAAGGUGUAUAAUGAAGAUAGAAAUUCUCAAAGAGGCUAUUGAGGUGCUUGAUUACUGAAACGUAGAAAUUCAGAACCUUAGGUAUGUGUAUGGAAGCAUUGAGAUAUAAGAAAAAGUGUGGAUCAAGGAAGCCGCAAAACAAUUCAAUUCAAUGCGGGCCUUCUAUUGAUGUCUUUAUCCCUUUUAAUUUUGAUGUAUAUUCUUGGCUGUGUGCAGCAUAGUAAAUGUUGCUCUGUGUACCUGGUCUAAUCUUUAUGUUGGAUUCUACAACAUGGUUUGAAUAUGCGGCAUUUUGAAACCAUUUUGUUUCUUCUUUAAAUUGUCAUGUAAUAUUGUUAGUUGUUUUGCGAGAUGCUUGUGAUUUUAGAGCUUACAGUGAGUGUUGGAAACUGGAAUGUUGGACUAGAAGCUGGAAAGGCUAUUUGAUUGGAAGUUCAGAUUUCAUGUCACUUAUUAUUUAAGUUAACAUGAUCAGAAAUUUAUGGAAAUGGCUCAGAGCAUGAAGGGAAAAGUGUUAUCAGGGCAUCGGAUUUCCCAAGUGAGUGCGAUGGUGCAUGCCUCCAAAUGCGAAUGUCAUAUAGUCCAGCCGCACACUUGCUUCUUUUUCUAGUGCAGUGGACAGACUGCAGUCUUGCGGGGGCCCUUGGACUGCUCAGAAUUCUGAUAUAUAAGGUUUAUGUUGAUGGAACAACAACCAUGUCUACCCACGAAAGAAAAGCUAGCAUUAGAGAAUUCUAUGCUGUUAUCUUUCCCUCUUUGCUACAGCUACAGAAAGGGAUCACAGAUAUGGAAGAUAAAAAACAAAAGGCAAUAUGCACGGAAAGAUAUCGGAGAACAGAUGAUGAUGAUAGGAAGUAUUUUUCAGAGGUAGAUAUUGAGAGAGAGGAAGAAUGUGGGAUCUGCAUGGAAAUGAACAGCAAGAUUGUGCUGCCAAACUGCAGCCAUGCUAUGUGCAUGAAAUGCUAUCGUGAAUGGAACAAUAGGUCACAGUCCUGUCCUUUCUGCCGUGAUAGCCUGAAGAGGGUAAACUCCGCCGAUCUAUGGGUUUACACCGAUAGCAAAGAUAUAGUUGACAUGACUACUGUGACUAGAGAAAACUUGAGACGGCUCUUCAUGUACAUAGAUAAACUACCUGUUGUCAUCCCUGGCACCGUCUUUGACGCCUAUGAUUCUCAUGUCAAAUGAGAAUGCUCGUAUAUAUAAUAAUAAGUACACAAUUCCUUCUGCCAGUUCUUGUCAGUCGAAUUAACUCAAUUGAUUUAUGAAGAGUUGAUCCCAUUUUCCAGUUUUAAAACCAGAUCCUGAGCUUUUAAGGAAACUGGGGAUAUCUGUAACUAAUGUCCAGGUCUACUGUAAAUGUCUGUACAGCUUAAGUUUCUGUAUGUAAAUCAACAGAACAUUGUUUUCUGUCUGGUUACUGAUGUCUUAUUCUGCAUUUUAAUUUCAACAUAAUUGAAAGAAUCAA